Molecule: messenger RNA, 2700 nt
Organism: Leopardus geoffroyi (Geoffroy's cat)
Lineage: Eukaryota; Metazoa; Chordata; Mammalia; Carnivora; Felidae
Gene: HS3ST5
Product: heparan sulfate-glucosamine 3-sulfotransferase 5
Exons: 4
Coding region: 371-1408 (345 amino acids)
Molecular function (GO): [heparan sulfate]-glucosamine 3-sulfotransferase activity
Source: RefSeq, a predicted model, not a curated record
UCAGGUGACCGACUACUUGUUUUUCUGUUCUGUCCAGAGAUAAUCAGGUACCCGGAGGCUCCACCACUGGUACCUAACCUUGUCAAUGGCGUUUCUGGUGUCCACUUCCGGAGUCUCCCUGGCCAGCUUUGAAAUACGUGGAGAUUAGAGAGUCCGCUGCAUAUAUUCUUGAAACUUGCCACCGUACGUGCUCAGACUUUUCUGAAUAAGCAUAAGGAUUUGAAGGUGCCAUCAAGCAGGGAACAAGCCAAAAGGACAGACAGUAGGUGAGAAGACACCAUGGAAUGUCCACCAACCAGAUAAGCAUCGCUGGAUCAUUGAGAAGUGUCUGAAUGUAGGCUGCAGAAGUCCUGAAGGUUGAUGGAGGGCCAUGCUAUUCAAACAGCAGGCGUGGCUGAGACAGAAGCUCCUGGUGCUGGGAAGCCUUGCCGUUGGGAGUCUCCUGUAUCUAGUCGCCAGAGUUGGGAGCUUGGAUAGGCUACAACCCAUUUGCCCCAUCGAAGGACGAUUCGGAGCCCGCAGCCAGGCCGAAUUCCCUCUCCGCGCCCUGCAGUUUAAGCGGGGCCUGCUGCACGAGUUCCGGAAGGGCAAUACUUCCAAGGAGCAAGUUCGCCUUCAUGACCUGGUCCAGCAGCUCCCCAAGGCCAUUAUCAUUGGGGUGAGGAAAGGAGGCACAAGGGCCCUGCUUGAGAUGCUGAACCUCCAUCCAGCGGUGGUCAAAGCCUCUCAAGAAAUCCACUUCUUUGACAAUGAUGAGAAUUAUGCCAAGGGAAUUGAGUGGUAUAGGAAAAAGAUGCCUUUUUCCUACCCGCAGCAAAUCACAAUUGAAAAGAGCCCAGCAUAUUUUAUCACGGAGGAGGUUCCGGAAAGGAUUUACAAAAUGAACUCAUCCAUCAAGUUGUUGAUCAUUGUCAGGGAGCCAACCACAAGAGCUAUUUCUGAUUACACUCAGGUGCUAGAGGGGAAGGAGAGGAAGAAUAAAACUUACUACAAGUUUGAGAAGCUGGCAAUAGACCCAAAUACCUGCGAAGUGAACACAAAAUACAAGGCGGUAAGAACCAGCAUCUACACCAAACAUCUGGAAAGGUGGUUAAAAUACUUUCCGAUUGAGCAAUUUCACAUUGUGGACGGAGAUCGCCUCAUCACGGAACCUCUGCCAGAACUUCAGCUUGUGGAGAAGUUCCUAAAUCUUCCCCCGAGGAUAAGUCAAUACAAUUUAUAUUUCAAUGCUACCAGAGGGUUUUACUGCUUGCGAUUUAACAUUAUCUUUAAUAAGUGCCUGGCGGGCAGCAAGGGACGCAUUCAUCCAGAGGUGGACCCCUCUGUCAUUACCAAAUUGCGCAAAUUUUUUCACCCUUUCAAUCAAAAAUUUUACCAGAUCACUGGGAGGACAUUGAACUGGCCCUAAAAUAAUAAGUCAUAUAACACUAUGUGUUGUGGCUGGAGACUCACAAUGUCUCCCCUAGAUUAAAAAUAUGCACUUUUCUUAGACACAGCUAUCCGAGUCAUUUUUCCAUGUAUACUUGUACAUACGCAGUGUGUGACCAAAUAUAAGAUCAAUUCUUUUUCUAUUGAAAAUUGACAAAAAACAAAACAAAACAGUUUGCCGUCUGAGUAGUUGCUAUUGACGAAAAGAAAAGCUAUUAACGAAAUUGAGCUAUUGACGAAAAGAAAAGAUGGUGGUAUUGGGGGAAAGUGACUUCAGCUAUCCUCAGAGAGUUAGUCUUCCUUUGAGUCAGAAUUUGUCGCCCGCCAUUUUCAUAGAUUUAAGCCAAAAGAUUAUGUGUGAAAACGCACCAAUGGCUGUGAAGCUUCAGGAGGUAGAGGAUCCAGUCAUGCCUUCUUUUCUAAGGGAAAGCUGGCUCUUUAAUUCAGAGACUGAACUGGUGCCAUGAAAACAGAAAAUACUAUUUUCUUAUUAUGUCAAAGAAUGUCUUGUCUCAUAAACUUGACACUGUUCCAAAGUUCCUGUGGUGAUUUUGCACUAUUGUUUUCUCGUAGAGACCAUGGUGUCUGUCACACGUGGCAUGUCAAUCACACAUUUGAAAGUUAAGUCCUUUCACUUCCAUGUCCUACGUCCACAAAGAGAAAUGUCAUGUACAUACUGUAUAUUGUUGUAAAUACUGGUUUCACACUAAGUAAUUCUAUUUUGUAAACUGAAUAUGGCUAUUUAAUUUAUUGUGAAAAUUAAAUUUAUUGUGGUAUUUAAAAAUGGAAUGGAUUAAAAUUACUCUAUGUGCAACCUUUUUAUUCCCCCCCCUCAUUUUGUUUUACGUGCCCCCUGCUGGCUCCCCAAAUCAAGGCUGUUUGUGUGCACGCCAACGGGCUUGGAAAGAUGCGCUGCUCAGUUAGAUUUCUGUACCCUUGUGAAAAUGCUUUUAUGGAGCGGGGUUGAGGAUCUUAAAGAAAACAUCUCAGCCAUCUGGAAACCUAGUAAUACAGCCACCUCAAAGAAUAGUAGCCGCUACUCCUGCUGCAACUUUGUAACAAUUAAUUUACUUGCAGUUUUACCACUGUGCCGGGAGAGAGACAGAAAUACUUUAACAUAAUCAAGGCAUAGAAGAAUCCCAAUUUCAUUUGAACCUCUAAUCAGAGUCAGACCAGUAGAGAAAUUAAAUAAAAUAAGAUCAGAAAACUUGUGUGGCCUCUGUACUGAAAGCUGCUGAUGCUUCAAAAAUGAAUACAAACGCCCCCCCCCCC